GCGAGACCUCGAUAAAAGGGGGGGAGCAAAGAGAGCAUCGAAGAUGAGUUCGUCUCAUUUCUCUCUUAUUAUUAUUGUGAUAUUUGCCCUAUUAUUUCCAAUGGAUUCGGCUUCAGAUCCUGAACAUCGUCAAGAGCCCAUUUUGGGGGGGAUUCAGCAGAGGAGCACCGGAGAGAACAGCGCUGAGAUCGAGGAGCUCGCUCGCUUCGCUGUUGACGAGCACAACAAGAAGCAGAAUGCCCUUUUGGAAUUUUCUCGAGUGUUGAAGGCGAAGGAGCAGACGGUUGCAGGAAUUAUGCACUAUUUGACCGUGGAGGCCAUUGAAGCUGGGAAGAAGAAGAUCUACGAGGUGUUUGAUAUUUAUUCUAGUUUGGGCUAG
Molecule: messenger RNA, 379 nt
Organism: Asparagus officinalis (garden asparagus)
Lineage: Eukaryota; Viridiplantae; Streptophyta; Magnoliopsida; Asparagales; Asparagaceae
Product: cysteine proteinase inhibitor A-like
Exons: 2
Coding region: 44-379 (111 amino acids)
Molecular function (GO): cysteine-type endopeptidase inhibitor activity
Source: RefSeq, a predicted model, not a curated record